UACAAACCCUCAACGCCCCCUCCUCACGGUAACACACGCACACACCCACGGAAACGCAGAGAGAGAGGGAAAACGGAGAAGGGAAGAGAGGGAGGAGGAAGGAGACGGCGCCGACGGAGCUGGCAGCCGCCGUCGCAGUCGAUGCUCGCAAGGAAGAGAGGGAGAGUGAGGGCGAUCGAGCUGAGAAGAAGCAGGGAAUCGGUUGCAACUAACCCUGCAGUUGUGUCAUGAACUGCUUCUCCAACCUCUCAUCCUACACUGCCGCCAUCCUCGCUCGCUUCCUAUCCAGCCGUCGUUCCCUCUGCAACUUCCCCAUUAAGCUAACUCUUCCUCCUACUCUCUCUCCCCGCUCUCAAUUCGUGCUCGCUAGGUUUCCCUCUCGCUGCUGCUGCUACUCCUCCUCCUCUGCCAAGAAAGGCCGCAAGAAGAAGGUGGUGGAGCCUGAACCUGUGGCGUCUGUUAUGGAGCACGAGGAGAAGGUCACCUUCUUUGUGGUCCGAAAAGGGGACAUCGUUGGAGUAUAUGAUACACUCGUUGAUUGCCAGUCUCAAGUUGGAUCCUCUGUAUGUGAUCCUCCUGUUAGUGUGUACAAGGGAUAUUCUUUAUCGAAGGACACUCAGAAUUAUCUUGUUUCACGUGGACUCAAGAAUGCAUUGUACACAAUUAGAGCUGCUGAUUUGACAGAGGAUUUAUUGGCAUGCUUGUUCCUUGCCCUUUCAAAGAUCCUGCUUCUAUUGAAAGGGCACUUCAAGUAACGAUGUAUCGAAAAAGAGAUAUGUAGAGAUGCUUGAACUAGAUAAUGUGGUAAGUUUCCUACAAUUUGGAAGUACAUGGUUAUUAAGAAGCCAAAUAUAAUAGCUACAUGCCUAAAAAUGUUAUUUAUGUCAAAUAUGUUGUAAAUUUUAAAUUUGUGUUAAAAUUAUCAAUUCUUGAGCAACUUUCAUAUUGAGAAAAGUUUGGAUAUCAUUGUUACUAUAGAUAUCUGAAUUAUGUUAUCUUUAUAAUACCCAUUACAUGUCUUGAUAUUAUGUUAUUAUAGAUAUACUGAUGCGCAUGAAUCCUUUUUUUCUUUUUGGUUGCUUGGUGCUACUGUUAUUUCAACAAUAACUACCAUGCUUAAACCAUGAGGGAUUAUAAUAAUUAAACUAUUGAGUGACAGUCUACCAAAGUUACAUCCACAUGACAUGUCACUUUUCUUUUAUUUGGAAAAAAGAGGUAUU
Molecule: messenger RNA, 1220 nt
Organism: Arachis duranensis
Lineage: Eukaryota; Viridiplantae; Streptophyta; Magnoliopsida; Fabales; Fabaceae
Exons: 3
Coding region: 228-755 (175 amino acids)
Source: RefSeq, a predicted model, not a curated record